This is a messenger RNA of Onychomys torridus (southern grasshopper mouse), 1892 nucleotides long. RefSeq names its product CEP295 N-terminal like (gene Cep295nl). The record is from RefSeq and is a predicted model, not a curated record. Gene Ontology annotation, cellular component: cytosol; centriole; centrosome. The transcript has a single exon. Gene Ontology annotation, biological process: regulation of centriole replication. Lineage: Eukaryota; Metazoa; Chordata; Mammalia; Rodentia; Cricetidae. The coding region runs from base 123 to 1805 and encodes 560 amino acids.
CAUACUUUUCUCCAGCUGUCCAGAGCGGCCUGUGCCCUCCCGGCCUUGUAGGUGUGCUGUGAGUCUCUCCUCGUUUCUGCCUGUGCUCUACACCUUGGCUACGGCCACCUCUGCUUGCAAGUAUGUCUGCAAAAAUCACAGAAAUAGAGAGAGACAUAGAGCGAACCACCGAGCUGAGCCCCUCUUCUGAGGAGGAAGCCUUAGUUUUGAGGCAGAAGCCUGAACUGAUGCAAGUCCCAGACGAGAGCGAGGACGUCACUCUGAAGCAGUGGAAGGCCCGGCAGCUGCAGCGCCUGGCUGAGGAGCUGAAGGCAGAGUGGCGGGAGGCCCGCCUGCAACAGGUCAGAGACAUGGAACGCCUCUAUUUAGCCCAUCUGUUGGAUGAAGCAACAGGACGGGCCGGGGGAAACAACCUCACCUUGAACGAACGCAACCAGAGAAGAUCAGCAAAACACAUCAGGGCUAAGGGGAGAAAUAGAGCAGCCUUUAGAGAGGAGAAGGGCCACCGGGAAGAGCAUCCCAGGCAACACCUCAAGUCCCGGAAAAAAGCAACAUGCUCAGAGAGACAGGGUUCUUCCAAAGCCCGGGGCCAAAACCCCAGUGAGAAGGGUAAAGGGAAACGGGUACCUUCGAGUAAGAGCAAUGGCGGCUGCCAGCCCUUGGGCCCUCGAAUGGGCAGAGGGGCAGACCUGGUGAAGCUCAACCCACUCUUGGUUGACACUGGGGAAACUGAGUGUGCGGAGGAGGUACAGAAGGAAAUUCCCCGGGAGGGGAGGAGGUCGAUGGGAAGGGGGACUGCACACUUUGCUCAGAGCAUAAGUCACAACUUGAGAGUCCAGUGUCCGCAGGACCAAACCCCUGACCUAGAAAAGCCCUUGCCCCUCAGCUCCGCCUUCAGACAGGAGGCCACGCCCCUGGGGGCAUCAUGCAAGUACAGCGAUAAGAAUCAGUGGCAUAAAGAGAUCGAGUCUGCCUUCGAAGAAUUGUUUAACACAAAUAGAAAGCUGAAGAAGCAUCUGAAUUUGCACCUGGAACAGAGGCUCAAGGCGGACCAGAAUCCAGAUGAGCCACAGAGCUGCACAGAGACUCUGGGUGAGCACAGCGAAAGCCCAAGAGAGGAGAGUACAGAGAAGGCAGAAAGGAUUGCUGAGGAGUCUGGGAGUCCUUUGGAGAUGGAGGCCCCCGAAACGUGGUCCAAAACCAAUUUGAAACAGUUGCUAAGUGAGAUUGAGUACCCCAGGUACCAACAGAUGGCAAGGCACCUUUUAAAGAAUGAAAGCCUGACACCUGAUCCUGAGGCAGGAACAUUGAGUGAGCAAGAUGACUCAUUCUCAGAAAGCCCAGAGCCAGGACGGGAACUACCCAAGUCAGCCACAGGGGAGGACGAGAGCCUUAAGCCUUACCUGGAGAAACAGGUGGGCUCUGCAGCAAGCUGGAUGGCUUUGAGGCAAAAGCAAAAGGCAGAGCUGGAGGAGAGAAGGCAAAAGACAUUGCUGGAGCUGACAGAGCACCCCAACAUGAGCUUGGAAAUCCAUUACAAGGCCGAGCUAGAGGAGGAACGUAGGGAACGCAGAAGGAUGCGCUUGGCCAUCCUCAAGUCUUAUCCUACCAGGGUCCAGACCCCAGCCCCUGACCGAACAACCACUGACCAAAGCGUUUCCCUGGACAACAGCCUUCUGGAUGAGGACAAACAGAACCAGAUGAUCCGUGACCUUCAGCAGCAGAUUUUAGAGCAAAACAAGUUACACAAGCAGUUUUUGGAAAAAGCCAGGAAACGCUUGCAAGAGUUUCAAAAAACAUUUUAAAGGCAGACCCACCCGACAUGAAUACAUCCCUGAUGGCCACUUUGCCUGCACCAUGCCUGCAUCUCUUAAGUCUGUUUGUCCGCCAUC